Molecule: messenger RNA, 2140 nt
Organism: Pieris napi
Lineage: Eukaryota; Metazoa; Arthropoda; Insecta; Lepidoptera; Pieridae
Gene: sra
Product: protein sarah
Exons: 2
Coding region: 112-801 (229 amino acids)
Biological process (GO): calcium-mediated signaling
Cellular component (GO): cytoplasm; nucleus
Molecular function (GO): calcium-dependent protein serine/threonine phosphatase regulator activity; nucleic acid binding
Source: RefSeq, a predicted model, not a curated record
UAAUUUGAGGUAAGAGAAAACCAACAAUUUCGUACUUUUUGUUCAAGUAAACAAGAUUUGAGGUGUACAAAAUAAAAUAAAGUUUUAUUUAUCUAGUGAAGGGGAAGUUGCAUGUUUAAUUCUCAAGUCGCGAUGGCUGACAAAGAAGACGACGAAACCUUUCAAGAAGAUGACGUAUAUAUAAAUCCUGAAGAUGGAAUGCCUAAUGUUCAUCCAAAUAUCGCUGAUAUACAUCCGGACAGUGAUUCCCAUGACGAACUUAACGAAUUUGACGAUCUACCAAAGUCCGUGAUUGUAACAAAUAUACCAAGCGAUGUCUUCUCCGACGAGAAGUUGAAAAAAGAACUUGAAGAUUUAUUUCGUACGUUUUCUGAUAAUAUAACUUUUCAGUGGUUAAAAAGUUUUAAACGCCUACGUGUGAACUACGACAGCCCUCUAGCCGCAGCCAAUGCACGAGUACAACUUCAUCAGUAUCACUUCCAUAGUACCUAUAUUAAUUGUUAUUUUGCCCAACCCGUUACGCCAAUUUCAUUGAAGAAUCUGCAACCGCCAGCGCCUGUCAAGCAAUAUCUGAUUUCUCCACCUGCUAGCCCUCCUAUUGGAUGGGAGCCACGGGAAGAAGGUGAACCGAUAGUAAAUGCUGAUUUAUUAGCAGCAAUAGCUAGUUUGGCUCCUGGAGAAAGUCAUGAACUACAUGCCCCUACUCCGACACAGCCUGCGAUUAUAGUGCACACAGCCCUAUCUGCUGAGCCUGCACCCAUAUCCUGUAAGAUUCAACACACAAGAUGUCCUGAAUACUGAUAUGCCUUGUUGGAAUUUGUAGAUGAAUUAUAUUUUUAGAGUAGCAGUCCAAUGCUUUUUUCUGUCACAGAAGUCAAUUUGACCCGUGAUGCCAAAGAUAUUGCAGAGUUACUAAAAAUUAGUGAAAUUUAAAUGAAACUGGUAAUAUAUGGGCUCAGUUAUAUAAAUUUACGAUUAUUAUAUCUACAAACACAUUAAUGUUACUUACAUAUAAUUCACUUUUAUUAACUUAUGCCCAGUAUUACCAAUUUAUGUAGAUAAAUUUGCUUUUUAAUUUAUUUAUGUGAGGAAUAAUAAAAUUAUAUUGGUGCUAUUUUUUGAAUAACAUAACAUUUAUGUUUUCAGUUAUUAGAUAAAUAUAGAUUUAAUUUUGGAUAUCUAUUUAACACACCGUUUCUGGAACACCAACAUUUUUAAAUAUUAAAAGGUGAUGUUAGAAAAUCCAAAAUUUAUAGGUAUUUUAGGACACUUAUUUAAUGUAACAUAUCAUGACUUUCCAGGAUAUCAUUCAAACAAUUUUGUUUGCUCAACUUAAUAUAUUUAUCUUUGAAAACCUUUUAUAUAGAGUCUGACUAACAAUAUGUUUACCAACACUUGUAAAUUAAUUGUUUCAGGUGUUCUUAUUAAAAUAUCUAUUAUGUUUUAUUCAUUGGAAUAAAUCUUAUAUCUAGAUAUAAAUAAACAAGUUCUCUAUGUGGUUCUCUUUAUCAUUAUUAAUCUCUGAAUUUAUGGUCUAAAUGUCUCUCUCUCUCUGUGUUGUGGCCUCAUGUUAAAAUUUAUAUAUAAUUAUGGUCUUUAGAGCUUUAGAAAUAAAUUAAUUGCAUGAUUUGUAAAUGCAUAUUUUAAAUAUGUGUAUAUAAUAAUAACUGUUAUAUGUAUAAUAUAAAUUUAUGCAUGUUAAAAUAUUUUUUAUUUCUUGUGAUUGAAAAUUAUUUACAUUAACAUAUAUUUUUUUUUAACCUGGCUUUUUAAUGUAAUAGGUCGUAUAUUUUUGCAGACAAGCCAAUUGUUUUGUUGUUAAUCUUGUAAGCUUAUUAAAUUGUACAUUGGCAAUAAUUAUCUGCAAUACAAUUAUCUUAUUUGCUUUGCUAUUUAUAAAUGUGUUUCGUAUUUUCUUGUUUACAUUUUCAAUAUUCAUUUUAAAAACACCGGCGGUAUUUAUCAAGUUAGUAAUAAUUUAUGAAAAUCUCAUGUUAAAUUCUCAAGUAUGAGUGUCUCGGUAUUAGACAUAAAUGCGAUCUCGUUGAUAAAUUAAUAAUGUUUCUCACUGUCACAUUGUAAAUGUUAUAAUUGCUGUGAUUUCUACUAUUGUUUGAUGUAAAUACAAAAUAUUAUGGAA